CUAGCAAAACGUUCCACCCCAUCUUUGUUGGUCAUUCGUCAUUCAACACAACAUCUUGUACCGAUAUUAAUACAUCAAAACUAAAGUACUUAUCCAUGACCUGGAUCCAGCAAGUGUGUUUCUUUCCUAACCUUAAUUAACAGGAAGCAAUCAUAUGGAUGACAUCUACACGUGAUCAUUGAGUAUACAUAAAUAUCGCUGAAAAACUCUCCAGAAUAAUACUUACGAAGAAGCGAGAGAAUAAAGAAACAUAUUUAUUAUUAAUUACUUAUUAAAGGAAGAUAAGUUCAUCGAUAUAUCAUGGAGCAGGGUAACAAAGAGAACAGAGGUUCUACAUAUGCUAUGGCAUGUGCGAUAAUCACUUCCAUGAUAUCCAUUAUAUUUGGAUAUGAUACUGGUGUCAUGAGUGGAGCCUUGAUAUUCAUAAAAGAGGAGCUCGAAAUCAGUGACACUCAGCAAGAAGUUUUGGCAGGUAUAUUAAACAUAUGUGCAUUGGUGGGAUCUUUAAUUGCAGGAAGAACUGCUGAUUACAUUGGUCGACGCUACACAAUCACCGUAGCUUCUAUCCUUUUCAUGGUUGGGUCAAUUCUCAUGGGAUAUGGUCCAAACUACACAAUUUUAAUGGCUGGAAGGUGUGUUGCGGGUAUUGGCGUGGGUUUUGCUCUUUUGAUAGCACCUGUUUAUUCUGCAGAAAUAUCCUCGGCUAAAUCUCGAGGCUUUCUAACUUCUUUACCCGAGCUUUGUAUUGGUAUUGGAAUUUUACUUGGGUACGUGAUAAAUUACUUCCUUGGGAAAUUGAGUUUGAAGCUUGGAUGGAGAUUGAUGCUUGGUAUUGCAGCAAUCCCUUCACUUGCUUUGGCUUUAGGCAUUUUGGUAAUGCCAGAAUCUCCAAGGUGGUUGGUGAUGCAAGGUCAUUUAGAAAAGGCCAAGAAUGUUCUAUUACAAAUUUCAAAUACUGAACAAGAAGCUGAGUUGCGAUUCCAGGAUAUAAAACUUGCUGCUGGAAUUGACAUGAAUGACUCUAAAGAAAUGGUUAAAGUCCCUGAAAAGAAGAAUAGUGGAGGAGUUUGGAAAGAGUUGAUUAUAAGGCCCACUUAUGCUGUUCGUUGGAUGUUGAUUGCAGCUGUGGGGAUUCACUUUUUUGAGCAUGCAACUGGAAUAGAAGCUGUUAUGUUGUAUAGUCCAAGAAUCUUCAAGAAAGCUGGUGUUACCAGUAAGGAUAAGCUCUUACUGACAACCAUUGGAGUGGGCAUUACAAAAGUCUCUUUCUUGAUAAUUGCCUCUUUUUUCUUGGACAGAGUUGGGAGAAGGCGCCUUUUACUUAUAAGCACCGGAGGAAUGAUUUGUAGUCUUUUAGUAUUAGGAUUUAGCUUGACCAUGGUUGAUACAUCCGAUAAGGAGCUCUUAUGGGCGUUGACCCUUAGCAUAGUAGCUACUUACUUUUUUGUUGCAUUUUUCAAUAUUGGUCUUGGACCUGUAACGUGGGUGUACAGCUCAGAGAUUUUCCCUUUGAAGUUGAGAGCACAAGGAGCAAGUAUUGGAGUUGCUGUAAACAGACUCACAAAUGCGGCUAUUUCCAUGAGUUUUAUUUCGAUAUAUAAAGCAAUUACUAUUGGUGGGGCGUUUUUCGUGUUUGCCGGUUCAUCUGUACUGGCUUGGUUGUUUUUCUAUUUUUUCUUGCCUGAAACCAAAGGUAGGGCCUUGGAAGAGAUGGAGAUGAUUUUCAGCAAAUACGAUAGAAGGAAUGUAACCACCGGGACCGAUCCGACGGAGAAUGUGUAGUGCAUGUUUCCUUUACCUGAAGUUGAUGUGUAGUCUUAAUAUUUAAAGGAGCGGAAUAAAAAGUCAUCUGAAACCAAAGGUAGGGCCUUGGAAGAGAUGGGGAUGAUUUUCGACAAAUAAGAAGGAAUGUGACUACAAGACCGAUCCGACGAAUAAUGUGUGAUGCAUGUUUUCUCUACCUUAUGAUGAGGUGUAGUCUUGAACAAUCAGAAUGAAUAAAAAUUUUAUUUUCACA
Molecule: messenger RNA, 2017 nt
Organism: Cajanus cajan (pigeon pea)
Lineage: Eukaryota; Viridiplantae; Streptophyta; Magnoliopsida; Fabales; Fabaceae
Product: putative polyol transporter 3
Biological process (GO): transmembrane transport
Cellular component (GO): membrane
Molecular function (GO): carbohydrate transmembrane transporter activity
Source: RefSeq, a predicted model, not a curated record